This is a messenger RNA of Fulvia fulva, 852 nucleotides long. Its product is annotated as Septum-promoting GTP-binding protein 1. The transcript has 3 exons. NCBI's taxonomy places the organism in Eukaryota, Fungi, Ascomycota, Dothideomycetes, Mycosphaerellales, Mycosphaerellaceae. Gene Ontology annotation, cellular component: spindle pole body. Gene Ontology annotation, biological process: regulation of exit from mitosis. Bases 1 to 852 code for a protein of 283 amino acids. Gene Ontology annotation, molecular function: GTPase activity; GTP binding. The record is from RefSeq and is a predicted model, not a curated record.
AUGGACCUCGACCAGGCCAACGGCAGCAGCGAGAAGCAUCCCUCCCCCGACGACGCCUCAAUGCACACAAUCACCGCUUCCUCUCUCAACUCGCAACCGCAGUCGAACCCCACGUACGAUGGCCGGCCGCAAACAUCAUACUCCGACACCGGCUUCUCACGAUCCUACUCUCACGAUAACGCCUCAGACCACCUCCAGAACGGCAAUGGGCUAAGCAGGCCCGCUUCGACACAGAGCCAGGCACAGAAUGGUCAGCAACAGGCACCAAAGAAUGCGUCGGUGGUCAUCAAGGUGGGCAUGGUCGGAGAUGCGCAGAUUGGCAAGACGAGCUUGAUGGUCAAGUAUGUGGAGGGCAGCUGGGACGAGGACUACAUACAGACGUUGGGCGUCAACUUCAUGGAGAAGACCAUAUCCAUACGCAACACAGAGAUCACAUUCUCCAUCUGGGAUCUCGGAGGCCAGCGCGAGUUCGUCAACAUGCUGCCUCUGGUUUGCAACGACGCAGUCGCCAUCCUUUUCAUGUUCGACCUCACUCGCAAGUCCACACUCAACAGCAUCAAGGAGUGGUACCGUCAAGGGCGCGGUUUCAACAAGACAGCCAUCCCCUUCUUAGUCGGCACAAAAUAUGACCACUUCGUCAACUUUCCGCGAGAAGAGCAAGAAGAAAUCUCCACUCAAGCGAAGAGAUUCGCAAAGGCCAUGAAAGCCAGCUUGAUCUUCUCGAGCACAAGUCACAGCAUCAACGUGCAGAAGAUCUUCAAGAUCGUGCUAUCGAAAGCAUUCGAUCUACGAUGCACAAUCCCCGAGAUCGAGAACGUCGGCGAGCCGCUUCUCCUCUACCAAGCGGCCUAA